UAAACAAAUAAAUUUUAGACUGAGCAGCAACUUUGUAAAAAAAAAAAAAAAGAACAACAACAAAGGCAGAUUAAUUUCCAUUGAAGACUUUGGCGAUCUUUUCUGUGGGCACCAAAGGAAGAUAAGCUGAAACCCUACAACCUUUCUCAGCCGAGGAAACAAUAACCUCGUUGUACUGCGCAGUAGAGAAAGAAAGAGAGAAACCCUAGCGAAGGCAUUGAAGAGAUGAUUCUUCGCAGAAUCGCAAUCACGUGCAGAUCAUACUACACGAGCAGGACAAAUAAACCUAGCCUGUACUCAAAAAUCAGUCCCCUCGGAAAUCCCAACACCAGUGUGGUUCCGGUGCUCGACGAUUGGGUGUACAAGGGGAACAAGGUCCGAGUCGCAGAACUUCAACGCGUCAUUCGCGACCUUCGCAAACGCAGUAGGUUCUCCCAAGCCCUCCAGGUAUCUGAGUGGAUGUACAUGAAGGGUGUGUGCGUAUUCUCUCCAACGGAACAUGCGGUGCAUUUGGAUUUGAUUGGCAAUGUUCAAGGAUACUCUGCUGCAGAAAGCUAUUUUGAUGCCUUGAGGAAUGAAGACAAAACUCAUCAGACCUACGGUGCUCUCUUGAAUUGCUACGCUCGGCAGCGGGAAACUGACAAGGCACUCUCUCAUUUUCAGAAAAUGAAGGAGUUGGGGUUUGCUUCGUCUCCACUAAAUUACAAUGUCAUUAUGUGCCUGUAUGCAAAGAUUGGACAGCAUGAGAAGGUUGCUGAUGUGCUAAGUGAGAUGAAAAAGAACCAAGUCAUGCCUGACAACUUCAGCUACAGGAUCUGUAUAAAUUCUUAUGGUGUGAGGUCUGAUUUUUGUGGAGUGGAAAGAGUGUUGAAAGAGAUGGAGACUCAACCACACAUUGUGAUGGACUGGAACACUUACUCUAUCGUGGCCAAUUUUUAUAUAAAAGCUGGGUUUAGACGCGAGGCAGUUUCUGCCCUAAAGAAAUCCGAGGAGAGGCUAGGUAACAAAGAUGGCGAGGGUUACAAUCACCUCAUCUCUAUGUAUGCCCGACUUGAACUGAAAAAAGAGGUUAUGAGAAUAUGGGAUUUGGAGAAAAGUUCUUGUAAGAGGUGCAUAAACAGAGAUUUCACAACCAUGUUAGAAUCUCUGGUAAAGCUUGGGGAGCUUGAUGAAGCUGAGAAAAUACUUACGGAAUGGGAAUCCUCCGGAAAUUGUUAUGAUUUUGGAAUCCCUAGUAUUGUAAUCACUGGGUAUGCACAAAAAGGUUUGCAUGAGAAAGCCGAGGCCAUCCUCCUAGAGUUACAAAAUAAGGAAAAGCUCACAAGCCCAAACUGUUGGUCGAUGGUGGCAGGUGGAUAUCUUCACAAAGGUGACACGGAGAAGGCAUUGGGGUGCUUUAAAACUGCCCUCUCUAUGUACGUGGAAAAUAAAGGAUGGAAGCCGAAUGCAAAGGUGGUUGCAGAACUGUUGCGUUGGAUUGCUGAUAACGGCAGUAUUGAAGAUGCAGAAGAUUUCAUCAGAUUGUUAAGAAAGGCCGUCCCAGUGAAUAGACAAGUAUAUCAUACCCUAAUCAAGACUUAUGUGCGAGGUGGUAAAGAAGUGGAUGAGCUUCUAGAGCACAUGGAGAAAGAUGGCAUUGUUGAAAACGAAGAAACUAAGAAAAUAAUUAACAUCAGGAGUGCAUGAAUUUUGAAACUUAGUUAUGCAUUUCUUCAACAGUGCAAUCUUCAUGAGUUGGUUUAUUCUGGGAUCAUUUUACUAGGAUUUAGUCAAGGAUCGAUUGAUUUAUUCUUGGAGUUCAACCAAGUCCUCGAAAGUGGUAAACUCCUUCACCUUAGUUCCCCCAUUUAAUUAAACUACAAAAUAGUUCUUGAA
Vigna angularis (adzuki bean) is the source of this 1875-nucleotide messenger RNA. Its product is annotated as pentatricopeptide repeat-containing protein At4g21705, mitochondrial-like. Gene Ontology annotation, molecular function: protein binding. Gene Ontology annotation, cellular component: mitochondrion. Bases 226 to 1686 code for a protein of 486 amino acids. The transcript is spliced from 2 exons. Lineage: Eukaryota; Viridiplantae; Streptophyta; Magnoliopsida; Fabales; Fabaceae. The record is from RefSeq and is a predicted model, not a curated record.